AUGAACUUUCUUUCUAGCGCCCUUUCUUCGCUCACAGGCUUGUCCAUUCCUUAUUCGUUCAAAGAGAAAAUCGUCGAGCCUCUCAGCGUCGACCCGUCUUCUCGUUCCAUCUGGACAGUAUACAAUGGUACCAACCCGAAAACAGACACGCCGGUGUCGAUAUUUGAGUUCAACCUAAAAGACCCAUCGUUGGCCCAGUACGAGCCGUUGGCCCGCAACAGUUUCCGCAAGCUCAAGCUUGUCCGCUUGCCCCACAUCGUUGCAGCUCUAGACUUUUUCGACUCCGAUCUGUACUUGUACAUCGUGACAGAGCAGGUUGUGCCGCUCACUCAAUAUUUGGCCGACGAACGCGUUACUGCCGAUGCCAAACUCUACGGAAUCCACAGCAUUAUUCAGGCAAUCCUGCUUGUUAACUCAAAGGCCCACUGCGUCCAUGCUUGUUUGAACUCGCUGGCUGUGUUUGUGUCGGCCCAAGGCGAAUGGAAACUAUUCGGUUUUGAGUUGCUUACAAACCUCGACUCUGAUCCUGACCAGCCUGUUUACCGUCUUUCUGCCCGCCAGCCCCAUUUCUCCUCUGGCUUGCCAGCCGAGGCAAUAAACGGCAUUGAAGGCAUUCGUCCUGCUCCCACAAAACUCGACUCUUUCCGUUUGGGAAUGUUCAUCUUGUGGGUAUUGGUGGGCGAUAUCGCACAAGAUGAAUCUUCCAUUGACACAAGCCAAGUGGCGUCUCAUAAGAUCCCACGACCAUUGGUGGCUCUGCUCAAGCGCCUUUUGAACGCCAAACCAAGCCUUCGGACCCUGGUGGAGAGAUUUUCUCAGGAAACUGCUUCAUUUUUUGCCAACAGUCCCCUCGUGGCGCUUAGUGCACUCUUGGAUGAGCUCAAGUUUCAAAGUGAUGCCGAAAAAUUGGCCUUCUUUAAGAACGGAAUGGCCCCAUACGUCGAAGCCGAGUUUCCACCAGGAUACUUGGACAAAAAAUUGCUUCCUGAAAUCGUUUCCCAGUUCAACCUUUUGCUGAAAGCUAAACCUACAGUCAAUAGUACCCCUGAACAACACCAGCAGCGACAAGAAUCGAUUUCGCUUUUGCUCAAUCAUAUUUUGAAACUCAGCACAAAUUUGGCUGAUGAACCAUUUGGUAGCAUGGUCAAGCCCAUAAUAUUUCAGUGCUUUGCACUUCCGGACAGAUCGAUUCGUCUUACACUUUUGCACCACUUGCCAUCAUAUUGUUCUCGUCUUUCUGACUACGAGGUUCAGUCCAAGAUUUUUUACAACUUGGUGACGGGUUUCCAGGACACAAACUUCAUGAUCCGCGAGACAACAUUGACUCUGAUAACCACAAUUAUAGACAAGGUUAGUGUUAAGCAAGUGAAUCAAGACUUGCUCAAAAUCUUGGCCAAACUGCAAAUGGACCCUAAACCGUCGAUUCGAACAAACACGUUGAUUUUGAUCAUCAAAAUCUCCAGCAAGAUUUAUGCAAACUCGCGUAAUAGCGUGGUUAUUACAGCUCUUUCCAAGUCUCUACGCGAUUCUUUCACUCCUUGUAAAUUAACAGCGCUUCAAGGAUUCGAAAAGCUUGUGGAUGAUUUUUCUUUAGACGAGAUCUGCGGUAAGAUUUUGGGACACUUGGCGAUUGCACUUAUGGACGGUAAAAGUGCCAAAGUUCGAGAAGAGGCAAAGCGCGUGUUCCAAUUGUAUUUUGGUUACGUUGAAAAACACGCAGCCACGUUGCCGAGAGUGGAAGAGGACGAGGACGAAGAAGAAAGGGAGUUUUUCAAGAAAUUCGCUCCUGUUGAAGCGAAGGAGAAAACAAAUUCGGAAGCUGCUGCGUCUCCUGCUGAAGGUGGUGCACUUUCGUUCGGCUGGAGUAUGGUCAAUAAAUUUGUGACCAGUUCAGAAGUUCAGGGUGAUAUUGAUGAGUCGUUCAACAGAUCCACUCCGGAUUUGACAAGAAUAUCGACACCAACUACUCAAGAAACACAGAAACUUGAUACGGACAACUGGAAUGACGAAUUGGACGACAAUGACGGCUGGGGUGAUGACGACUUUGAUAAUGAACCAGAAAUUUUGGCUCCUCCACCCAAACCUUCAGUUUUAGCAAGAGCAGCAAAACCUUCUCGACCAUUGGGAAAUGCAACUACAAAAAAGACUCUCAAGUUGUCAACUAAGAAGGUCAAUAAAGCCCCUGGCUCCACUCUCAAACUAAAUCUCCAGGAUAACGACAAUGAUGAUGAUGGCUGGGGCGGAGAAUGGUAA
Clavispora lusitaniae ATCC 42720 is the source of this 2253-nucleotide messenger RNA. It is a transcript of the gene CEX1, whose product is annotated as Cex1p. The record is from RefSeq and is a predicted model, not a curated record. NCBI's taxonomy places the organism in Eukaryota, Fungi, Ascomycota, Pichiomycetes, Serinales, Metschnikowiaceae. Gene Ontology annotation, biological process: tRNA export from nucleus; protein phosphorylation. Gene Ontology annotation, molecular function: protein kinase activity; ATP binding. Gene Ontology annotation, cellular component: cytoplasm.